AUGAAUGUGUUUAUGCCAAUAAGGGUUUUUUUGUACAGUUAUGUGAUUAUAAACAGUCUUUUGUCUAGUUUUUUUCACCAGUAUCGGCCUCUAUUUAUAAAAAACGGAGCAGCUUUCGGUGUCAGUAAUUCUGAAAAAAUUUGUGUCACUCUGAUUGUAAAUGAAUUAAUUUAG
Molecule: messenger RNA, 174 nt
Organism: Saccharomyces cerevisiae S288C
Lineage: Eukaryota; Fungi; Ascomycota; Saccharomycetes; Saccharomycetales; Saccharomycetaceae
Gene: YLR342W-A
Exons: 1
Coding region: 1-174 (57 amino acids)
Cellular component (GO): membrane
Source: RefSeq, marked reviewed